Lathyrus oleraceus (garden pea) is the source of this 738-nucleotide messenger RNA. Its product is annotated as protein DOWNSTREAM OF FLC. Lineage: Eukaryota; Viridiplantae; Streptophyta; Magnoliopsida; Fabales; Fabaceae. The transcript is spliced from 2 exons. The coding region runs from base 75 to 554 and encodes 159 amino acids. The record is from RefSeq and is a predicted model, not a curated record.
ACUCAUUUUAGCAUCCACUUCACUUCUCAAAUUAUCAUUUCAACUUUCUUACUAACAGUCAUAUAGAUAGAGUCAUGACAAGAAUGGUGUUGCUGUUAAUGGCCCUUUCCCUCAUCUCCAUCCUCCCUUUACUUACUACAGCAUUGUUCCAUGUCAAAGGUUCUGUUUACUGUGAUACCUGUCGCGCUGGAUUCGAAACCAACGCCACUUUCUACAUUCAAGGUGCAAAGGUGGGAAUUGAGUGCCGCGACAGGAAGACUAUGGACGAAGUUUUCUACAUGGAAGGAGUGACAGAUUCGACGGGAACAUACAACAUUAUGGUUGAGAAGGAUCACUAUGACCAUAUUUGCAAAUGUGUGCUUGUUAGUAGCCCAAUUAAAUCUUGUAAUACUCCAGAUCCUGGGCGUAACAGAUCUAGCAUUGUUCUUACUCACUACAAAAAUGGUGUUCUCAACCAUCUUCACUAUGCAAAUUCUAUGGGUUACUUGAGGGAUGAGCCAUUGCCUCAAUGCCAUCAACUCCUCAAAUAUUACCUGUCUGAUUCAGAUAUUUGAUUACUAUGAUAUGCUGUUUUUAUGUUUUGCUCACUAAUUACUAUGAUAUGUUUCUUUUACUAUUUGUUGUGGACAUCAUUGGAUGGAUACUAAGUUGUAGUUAGUCUUUACAAUUCAGCUUUGUUUAAGUAAUUAGACCACUUGAUUGUGGUAUAUAUUAACUAUAAUAUGAUGCAUUGUUGUU